AUGAAUUCAAAUUCUUUGAAUAAAACGUUGCUUGGUUCAAUGAAAUGUACACGCUUAUCGUCAUCAACACUAAUUAGUAAUAAACAUAAAACAAAUUCUUUGCUAACAUCUUGUUGUGGCUGUUCUCGUACACGUGAACAAUCUAAAUCAAUAGAUAAAUAUGGGCAAUCCGAGAAUGGAACAACAACACCAAAAGAAGAUACAAAAUGUGAUGUUCACAAAGGGUUUUUCAAACGGAUUCAAUAUUUCAAAGCUCAAAAAAGACAAAGUACCGCUCGUAAACAACAAUUAGCAGCAGCUGCAACUAUUUCAGCUACUCGAUCAACAUCGCCCAUAUCAAAUGGUCAUUCCAUAAUUGAACCUGAAAGGCUAUUGAAUGACAGUGACGAACAUAGUUCAAAUAUUAUUUCAUCAUCGUCAUGUCAACAUAAAAAUGAAUCAUUUAUUAAUAAUAAUUAUUCUCAUCAUCCAAUGCGUAAUUCACAGUCAAUACCAUUACUUCUUAAUCGACAUGAUAAUAUAACAACACGUAUUAAUUCGAUUCCAUAUGGUAUUCGCGGUUUAAAUAAUGGUGUUGAUUCAUAUUCAUUUACAGAUAUUGAAGCAGCAUCAUCAAUAAAUGACGAUGAAAAUGAGAGACGAAAACGUAUUAAAUCUAUAAUAAAAAAACAUCAAUCCGUAUCAACUGAUUUAGUUCGUCAAACUGAUGAUGAUUUACAAAGUGGAACACCAAAAAGUUUACCAUCAAGAGAUUUAUCUUCUGUAGCAACAAAUCUUUCGUCAUAUUCAACACAAAGUUUACUACGAAGACUUAUUGAUAAAGCGCAAGUAUUAAAUGAAUAUUAUAACGAUGUUUGUACGAAAACAACAGUUGAAACACCAUUAUCUCCUACAAGAAAGCGUUCAUUAUCACCAUCAACAAAUUCUUUAUUAGGCCGUAAUGGUGUAACACCACGAUCAUUGCUUCAUCGUGAUCAAUCUUGUGAAUCCAUAAGAAAAUCACGACGAAAACGUCGUAGCCUCAAUGAUAAUAUGUCAGCUGAUAGUUCAAGAUUUAAUUUAUAUGCUGAUGAAGAUAAUGUACUAAGAGAAUUAAUUAGUUUCAAUAAUGAUAUUGAUCUUAUUUUGUCGCGUCUUGAAAUGGAAGGUGAAAAUAUUCAACAAACAAAUAAUAGUAAUGAUAAUAAAGAACGUUGUUAUUCGUCAUCUACACCAAUAUUACUUGAUGAUAAUGAUCAAGAAAGUACUGUAUCAAAGUUAGAUGAUUUAAAGAAUCUCAUUCAACAAACAAAUAUCUAUCCAAGUGAUGACUCUGGCCUUGCCGCUAGUCCACAAAUCAAUGAUCGAGAAGAAACUGAUCAAACAAAUCUUCAGUUAAACGAAGUCAUAACGAUGCGAACCAAUACCAAUGAAAUAAAUAUUCAUUUACUAUUAUCAAAUGAUAUUAAUCGUUUACGAGAAGCAGCCUUGUCAAAAUUAUUAAAAUUAACUCAACAAAAUUGUAAUCAUGAUGCUAUGCAUAAUCAUGAAACUAUAACUUUGGCUAAAUUAAAUAAACUUCCAAAAUCAAUAACAUGGAAAGGCAAACGUGUUUUUGGUGUUCCUCUACGCGUGUAUCAACAAACAACAGGACAAAUACUUCCCGUUGCUAUAACUAAUGCAUUACAAUAUGUUCGUAUGAAUGCAGGCAAAUGUGAAGGAUUAUUUCGUAAGCCAGGUGUUAAAUCGAAAAUCGACCGUUUACGUUCACAAAUUGAAACAACAAAUGAUUUUAGUGGCGAGUCAUUAGAAACAAUUAAAUUUGAUGAAUACCAACCAUUUGUUGUUGCUGAUGUUAUUCGACAAUAUUUUCGUGAAUUACCUGAAUGUCUUAUGCCACCAUCAAUUACACGAUUAUUAUGUGAUUUACUUAAAUGUGUAUCACCAGAAGAACAGCUAUUAGCAAUACGUUAUACAUUUCUAUUGUUACCAGAUGAAACUCGCGAUGUACUUGAAACUAUUCUUCGAUUUUUACUGGAUGUUUCAAUACGAUCUGGUAAUAGUCAGACAACUUGCCGAAGUUUGGCACGGAUAUUUGUACCAUCUGUUUUUCAAUCUUAUCAUGAUAUGCAUACUACAACAUCGAAAGUUCUUUGGUGGAAAUGGAAAAAAGAUAAAUUAGACGCCAUACAACAAGAAAGCGAACGUCUAACACUUGAACAGUGCCUGAUGACAAUGAUACUUAAUGUUGAUUUACUUUGUCGAGUUCCAAGUUCAAUUACUGAUGAACUUAAAUUGCCAACGGCUAGAAAAACUAAGCGUCUUGAUGAUCUUGUUCGUACUGCAUGUAGUGGUGAAUUUCAUAUGAAAAAAUAUAUAGCAAAAGAUAGUGAACAGUUUCUACAACGUUUAUCGAAUACGAAAUUUAAAAAUGUUCCAACAAAUCUAGAUAGUGUUCAUGUAGCCAUACAUAAACCAUCAUCAGUGGAUUGUGAUAAAGAUGAAAUAAAUUUACCAAUGUGGAAAUGCUCAAUUGAUAUACCAAAUACGAAUGUUAAACAAGUCAGCCAAAGAAUUUUACAUGAACGAUAUCUAUGGGAUAAUCAUUUUGCUGAAAGUCGAACAGUGGAAAAAAUUGACGAUGAUAAAGAAAUAGUGCAAUACGUACUUAAUUUCCUUGAUCUUGUACCUGUUCGAUCAUUCUGUGAAUUUCGUUUUUCAAAAAAGAUUGCAUCACGCUCAAUACCUGAUACAAAUGCAAUGUUAAUUAGUGCCGUAUCAAUUGAUCAUUUGCAAAAUCAUUUUUUACCGGGUAGUAUUGGUGUAACGAAAGAUAUGCAUUAUUAUAUAACGCCAUCAACAACUCAACCUGGAUAUACGACAGUUAUUCAAGUAGCAUCUGUUGAUUUUAGUGGACGAUCAUCGCAAUGGUAUGAAAAUGUUUUUGGUUGUUUAUUAGCACAUAAUCUUAUAUCAUUACGCGACACAUUCACAAGUUCAAAAAUUGUUAAAGUUUAA
This is a messenger RNA of Rotaria socialis, 2997 nucleotides long. Lineage: Eukaryota; Metazoa; Rotifera; Eurotatoria; Philodinida; Philodinidae. The record is from the annotation of a GenBank genome assembly.